Nerophis ophidion (straightnose pipefish) is the source of this 4994-nucleotide messenger RNA. It is a transcript of the gene trappc8, whose product is annotated as trafficking protein particle complex subunit 8. NCBI's taxonomy places the organism in Eukaryota, Metazoa, Chordata, Actinopteri, Syngnathiformes, Syngnathidae. Gene Ontology annotation, biological process: protein localization to phagophore assembly site; endoplasmic reticulum to Golgi vesicle-mediated transport. The coding region runs from base 181 to 4608 and encodes 1475 amino acids. Gene Ontology annotation, cellular component: phagophore assembly site; TRAPPIII protein complex; cytoplasmic vesicle. The transcript has 30 exons. The record is from RefSeq and is a predicted model, not a curated record. Gene Ontology annotation, molecular function: protein binding.
GACCAGUCAGCUACACCGGAAGUGAGCCGCCUAGCCAACAUGUCCGCCGUCCACCGCACUCAGCUGCUCUUCUUGUCCGCGACGUAACUGCUGCUGCUCACCCUCACUCACCCUCACUCACCCUCACUCACCCUCUCACUCACCCUCACCCAGCCGGCACCUGUAGUGUGUGUGUGGGACAUGGCCCAGGCUGCAGAGUCGGUGCAGGAUCUGCUCCAGGACUCCUUCGUGCCGGCGGUGGGUGUCCUGUGCAGCGGGCCGGCGGAGGCAGUCUCCCGCAGGAACAACCUGACUUUCACGCAACUGCUGCGUCCUUUCUGCCGCAGCACUUCCGAAGGCCACAUCCGGGACCCCAACAACCAGCUGCAAGUGGUGAAAAACCUGCGCAUCUGUGUCAACAACGUGGUGACCAGCACCAGCACGCCGUCCGGCAACCUCAGCCCCGCCCGGCGGCGCCGGCUCAAUGAGGUGGUGUUAUCCUGCCAGCCACAGGAGGGCGCUGUGUCCUCCUCCGUCACAGCGGGGGACUAUGACCUCAGCUUCAACGAUCACUCUCUUAGAGCUAGCGCCCCCUGGUACAGUGUCUGGAGAGACACUCUAGAAGAGGUCUGCACCUCCAAGCACUUCACAGCGACCACACCCUGGUUUGAGGCUUACAGGGAGAACUUCCUCCAGUCCAUGCCGGCUUCCGACCACGAGUUCCUCAACCACUACCUCGCCUGCCUUCUGGUGGUGUCAUCGAGUGAGGCCGUCCCCGUGGAGCAGUUCCUCAAGCUGUCCCAGGAGCAGCACCGCAUCCAGCACAGCGGCGAGUACACCAAGCCCAAGUGGUUCAUCCCCAACACGCUGAAAUACUACGUGCUCCUGCACGACGUCAGCGAAGGAGACGAACAAAAGGCGGACUCCGUGUAUGAGGACAUGAAGCAGCGGUAUGGACCUCAGGGCUGCUACCUGCUGAAGAUGAACUCUCGCACACUCCCCGCUGAACAGAAUGAACAGAUUCCAGACCCGUGGAGUCAGUACCUGCACAGGAAUGACCUGCAGAGCCAGGAUCAGUUUGAGGAUGUUCCUUCAGCUGUGAGCUCUUCCGCUGAUGAAAAUGACGUCAAUGCAGCAGAGGAUCAUGGUUCUGCUGAGACAGGCGGAGAAGCUAACCGGAUGGAGGACCACCCUCUACAAUUGGACUCUGUGAGCAGCUCAGGUAGCCUCCAGGCUCUCGGUGCCACACACGCAGAAGCCAAGAAACCCGCCAGGGAGAGCGAGAGUGCGUCGGGAGGACACGGGGCGUGUCUGACCCUAAACGACCACGACCGCAUCCGCCAAUUCAUCCAGGAGUUCACCUCCAGAGGCCUGCUGCCUCACAUAGAAAAGAACAUCAGGCAGCUUAAUGAUCAGCUGGUCUCCAGAAAAGGUUUGAGCCGUUCUCUGUUCACGGCCACCAAGAAGUGGUUUGGAGGCGGCAAAGCUCCGGAGAAGGGCGUCAGCGAGCCCAAGAGCACCUUGGGCCUUCUCUAUCCCCCAGAAGCCCCCGAGCUGCAGAUCAGGAAGAUGGCCGACUUGUGCUUCCUGGUGCAGCACUACGAGCUGGCCUACAGCUGCUACCACACGGCCAAGAAGGACUUCCUGUCCGACCAGGCCAUGCUGUACGCCGCCGGGGCGCUGGAAAUGGCUGCAGUGUCAGCAUUUCUUCAGGCCGGAGCCGCCCGACCAUAUCCUGCACAUUACAUGGACACGGCCAUCCAGACCUAUAGAGACGUCUGCAGGAACAUGGUGCUGGCCGAGCGCUGCGCUCUCCUCAGCGCAGAGAUAUUGAAGAGUCAAGGAAAAUACUCGGAAGCUGCGACGCUGCUCAUCAAAAUGACCAGCGAGGAUUCAGACCUGCGCAGCGCUCUGCUCUUAGAGCAGGCGGCCCAUUGCUUCAUCAACAUGCGAACUCGGAUGCUGCGCAAGUUUGCCUUCCACAUGAUCCUGGCGGGCCACCGCUUCAGCAAAGCAGGCCAGAAGAGGCACGCGCUGCGCUGCUACUGUCAGGCCAUGCAGGUCUACAAGGGCAGGUCCUGGUCCUUGGCCGAGGACCACAUCAACUUCACCAUCGGCCGGCAGUCCUUCACUCUCGGCCAACCGGAGAAGGCCGUGGCCGCCUUCAAGCAGAUCCUGGUCAAUGACAGCAGGCAGACGGCCACGCAGCAGGGCGCCUUCCUCCGGGAGUAUCUCUACGUCUACAAGAGUGUGAUCAGCAGAAGUGAAGUCAAUCUGCCUCAGUUGCCGCUGCCCUGCAUCCACAGCUCUGCCACACGGGUCUACUUUGGCCACGAGCGCCGCCUGGCUGAGGGGGAGAAGCAGGCCGCCACUCACGUGUCCCUGGACCAGGAGUACGACCCGGGCCUGGCAGCCAUGUGGUGCAAGCUGGAGGAGCAGCUGGCGGCCGCUGCCAACCGAGGCGCGGUUCCGCCCAACUUCCAGCCCAGCCAGUGCUACCUGAACAGCCAGACGGACAACCUGCAGCACCCGCUGGCCGUGGUGGAAGAGCCAAUCAUCGUGGAGGUGAUGUUCAGGAACCCGCUAAAGGUUCCUCUGUCGCUGUCUUGCCUCUCGCUCCUCUGGAGGUUCCAACAUGAGAGCGAGAGAAGAACUGAAGACUCAGCAGGGGAGUUCAUCACCAAUGAGCGGACGCCGGCUCAGGAGGCGUCACAGGGAGACAACGUGGUCACCGCUGAGACCAUCCCAGACUUUCAUUUGGGUCCGGAGGAAACCAAAAUGGCUCGGCUCAGGCUGCUGCCGCACAGGACGGGCCAACUGAACAUUGCGGGCGUUGUCUACGACCUGGCCGCCGCGUCCUCUGGAGACACGGUUGCCGACGGGCACCAGAAGUCUGAGGUGAUGGUCGUCCGAGGAAAGCAGGACCUGAAGAUCCAGGGCCCGCGACUCAAUCAGACCAAAGAAGACAAGAUGUUUGUGCGAUACGGACCGGACCGGCGCCUUGAUCCGAUCAUCACUCCGCCAAUGGCCCUGAUGGAGGUCUUCUUCCUCCAGUUUCCCACCGCUCUGCUGUGCGGCGAGAUCAGAAAGGCGUACGUGGAGUUCUGCAACGUCAGCGGCGUGACACUCUGCGGCCUGCGCGUGGCGUCCACACAUCCUGAUUUCUUCACCUUUGGCAAUCAGGCCACCACGCCCCUCACGCCCCUUAGUCCAAACUCCGCUGAAAACUGCUCCGCCUACAAAACAAUAGCCACGCCCCCUGGAUCCUCCGGGGCGUCUGAGACGCUGGUCUCAGCAGAAGAUUUUAGCCCGCUGUCCAACGUAGUGGACAUUCCCAUAAACGGCGGCAUGCUGCACCCGGGCGAGUCCACGCAGCUUCCUCUCUGGCUCCGAGGCCCAGACCAGGAAGGCGUUCAUGAGAUCAACUUCCUGUUUUACUACGAGAGCCCAGAGAAAGGGACCAAGAUAAGUCACCGCGUGCUGCGUCACACGGUCUUCAUAUGCGCCAGUCGCUCUCUCAGCGUGCAAGCGUCGGCCUGCAGCAGCAGCGGCCCGGACGAGGACGGCGGGACGCUGGUGUUCAUCGACGUGGAGAACAUCAACACGAGUGAAGCUGGCGUCCGUGAGUUCCACAUCGUCCAGGUGUCCAGUUGCAGUCAACGCUGGCGCCUGCACAAAUGCAUCAACCCCGCCAAGGAGAACGACUGCAAACUCAGCAGUAGGGAGCGAGCCAAGCUGUGUUUUAGGGCCACGCCAUGCCAACCUCCAGCUACCUCAGAUGCAGCCAAGCUCUUCACCUUCGCAGACCUGAACCUGGGCAAUGAGCGGAUCGUCAGCUCAGCCACGCCCUGCGGCGACUUCUUCUUUCGAUGCCGCUGGAGCUCCGGGUCUCGGCAAGUGGGAGCCUCGUCAGCCAGGACGUCGUCCGGCGCCAGGAACUCCGGUUUGGCCGCCGCCGAGGACAAAAGAUGCAACGUGGCUCACAUGGUGAAGAAGUGCAACGAACUGGACCUCAACCUCAUCGUCAUCUGGAAGGCGUACGUGGUGGAGGACAACAAGCAGCUGAUCCUGGAGGGUCAGCUCCACGUGGCGUUGCAGACUGUGGGCAAGGAGGCCACGUCUCUGACACCCAAAGAGGAAGCUCAAGAGAUGGUUCUGUUCAAGUUCAAGUCGGAUCUGCCGCCUCCGGCCGUGUUGCCGUGUGCAGAGAUGUACCGCCUGGUCAAGACCAACAUGCACUACCCUGAGACGUGCACACACGCCUUCAAGCACAACAGUAUUUGUGUGGUUCCUGUUUCUUUGGUUCUGUCCAACUGCUGCUGGACUCAAGUGGACGUGGUGGUGGACCUCAGGCAUAAAACCAUCAGUUGUGAGGCCUCGGAGGUCCACAGCGCCUUCACCUGGGUGGGUCAGAGCCGCUACACGCUGCAGCUGAGCCCUCGCCAGGUGACGCGUCUCACGCUGCGAGCGUGCUUCGUCCAGCCCGGCGUCUACAACCUCAACACGCCGCGCGUCCUCGCCAAUCUGGCCGAGCAGGGCGAAGGCGAGACGAGUCAGCAGAGCAGAGCGGCCGAGCAAAGCCCCGCCCUCAUCAUCAUCAACAACAACAACAACGACGACAGCGCCUGAGCCAACGGGACGACGCCCAGGGCCGCAACAAGCAAGAGAUUUUUCCUUCCUUUUUAAAGCAGUUUGUAAGAAUGUCGCCACAGCUCAAGUCAGGGAUUCGAACUUGCAGUUGGCUCCAGUACUCACAAACGCCAGCAGAGGUCAGCAUGCUUGUGGACGUUGGGAAGAAUCCCGGAUUAUUGCCUGCAUGGCGCAGGAGCCCAUCAGCAGGUUGUGGCCUCCUUUUUACAUCAGGACCACUAAAGCAUUGUGACACAAAAGUCUUCUUUUCAACUACACUCCCUCCUGCUUUUUUCAACUAACCUGCGUGAUGCCCACUUCCUGUUAAUCAUGUACUAUAUUUAUAACAAAUAUGUAAAUAGUAAAUAAACAUCUUACUAAUUCUC